Acipenser ruthenus (sterlet) is the source of this 5222-nucleotide messenger RNA. Its product is annotated as paired box protein Pax-7. The record is from RefSeq and is a predicted model, not a curated record. Bases 1407 to 2912 code for a protein of 501 amino acids. Gene Ontology annotation, molecular function: DNA-binding transcription factor activity, RNA polymerase II-specific; RNA polymerase II cis-regulatory region sequence-specific DNA binding. The transcript has 14 exons. Lineage: Eukaryota; Metazoa; Chordata; Actinopteri; Acipenseriformes; Acipenseridae. Gene Ontology annotation, biological process: regulation of transcription by RNA polymerase II; anatomical structure development.
AGGGUCAAGUCCUGACGGAUACAAUGUCGGACUGAAUCUUCUCGAGUCACCAAGAUAACAUUUAUUUUCCACACAAGAACGGAACCACCAGUCCUACUCAAGCAGCGUGAAGCUAUAUUUAUUUAUUUAUUGAUUGAUUUCUUUUUGCAUUAGGACGAAGCUACAAACUCUUUUAAAGCGGGUUUGUGAGUUUCUUCGUGCGAUUACAUCAAUGUUGCUAAGUUAAUACUUUGUUUGAGGUGUGCGAGGAAUGGAACCAGCUUUGAUCUCGGCAUCAAUAGCAUUUCUUAAGCUCCACAAUCCGGACCUGCACAGACGCAUCACAGCAGGAUUCAGGAAUACGAACAGUAAGAACUCUGGCUUUCUGGUUACGGGCUGUGGACCUUCCGACUUCCAGCGCCGUGCUUCUAGUAAGAGCUUCUUUCUUUUGAUCUGGCUCCAGUCGGUACCAGGCAUUGGUCUCGGUGCUUCCCUGCGUGUGGGUGUCUGCUCUCCUCACAGAAAGAGAUCUGUCCCGUCCUCGGAUUUCUAAACAAUCUCCAGACCCCGAGACACCAAAGGGGAAGGGUGCCUGCUCCCCCUGGCUAUCCAGCCGUGUUGUCUCCAGCACCAAUUGAAAACACACUCUUUAUAGGGAACCACAAAAUGCGCGCAGGUGAACCCGCUGGACAGGCGACAGGAGACAGAGGGCUGUACUUCGCUCGCUUGGCUACGCCUUCUCUGGAACCCUUUGAAGCUGGUUAAAAUUACCCAGCCAGAACGAGGCGGCGGUGGAAUGGAUUAAAAUGAAUCGAGUGUGUGCAUUGACGGUCUGCGAGCCACGCGAUUGGUCCAGCGCUCCAUAGCGAUGCCCCUCCGCGCGUCUCAUGAAUAAAAGAACAGGCUGGGAGCCUAUCGGAGCGCAGCGCUCCCUCCUCCACACAGUGAGCCAAAGUUGGCCCCUUCAACAACUCUCAAGCUCCAAGCAGACUUUGCUAUCAAAAACUACCAGACCUUUUAGUAAAACACAGCAAAGAAUUGAAUAACCUUUGCCCAACGUCUGUUUGAGUCCUAGAUACAUUCCCACACACGCACACGGACUCGCACUGCACACUGUAAAGAGCCAUGCUCCUUGUUGCAUUUCGACUUUAAAAAAGCCGACAUUUUCUUUCUUUCUUUCUUUUUCUCUUUCUUUAUUUCUUUAUUUCAAUCAUUGACUUUUCUUCCUUUGUGUUUUUGUAUUGGUUUUUGCAUUUCAAGUGUGUGCAUCUGGCUGGAUCUUUUUUCUAGGGGGGAGUUGGUUUUGACAGAAGACGCUGCCUAAUAAUUUGACACUAUCUAUAUUGUUAAGCAGUCACCAGUCUGGACUUGUUUGCGGCCAAAAGAACUUUGCAAUAUUUCCGCCUGCUUGUUAUUGACUAUACGGUAUGGCAAGUUUAGCAGGCACAGUUCCGAGAAUGAUGCGACCCGCGCCGGGCCAGAAUUACCCCCGUACUGGAUUUCCAUUGGAAGUCUCCACUCCUUUGGGCCAAGGACGAGUGAACCAGCUCGGCGGGGUAUUUAUCAAUGGCAGGCCGCUGCCAAAUCACAUCCGCCACAAGAUAGUGGAGAUGGCUCACCACGGCAUCCGGCCCUGUGUGAUCUCCAGACAGCUGCGAGUUUCUCACGGGUGUGUGUCCAAGAUCCUGUGCCGGUACCAAGAGACCGGCUCGAUCCGUCCCGGAGCCAUCGGGGGAAGCAAGCCCAGGCAGGUAGCAACUCCCGACGUGGAGAAGAGGAUAGAAGAAUAUAAGCGAGAGAAUCCGGGCAUGUUUAGCUGGGAAAUCCGAGACAAGCUCCUGAAAGACGGGGUGUGUGACAGAGGCACAGUGCCUUCAGUGAGUUCCAUAAGCCGGGUCUUAAGAGCCCGGUUUGGAAAGAAAGAAGACGAGGAUGAGUGUGAUAAGAAGGAUGAAGAUGGAGAAAAGAAAACCAAACACAGCAUUGACGGUAUCCUUGGAGACAAAGGUACCCGCAUGGACGAGGGCUCGGACGUGGAGUCGGAGCCGGACCUGCCCCUCAAGAGGAAGCAGCGGCGCAGCCGCACCACCUUCACCGCGGAGCAGCUGGACGAGCUGGAGAAGGCCUUUGAGAGGACGCACUACCCUGACAUCUACACCCGAGAGGAGCUGGCUCAGCGGACCAAGCUGACCGAGGCCCGCGUGCAGGUGUGGUUCAGUAACCGCAGGGCCAGGUGGCGCAAGCAGGCUGGUGCCAAUCAGCUGGCAGCCUUUAAUCACCUGUUACCAGGAGGAUUCGCACACACCGGAAUGCCAACCUUGCCAACAUACCAGCUUCCCGAGUCCAGCUACCCCACCUUAUCCCAGGAUGGCAGCAGCGGCACAGUGCACCGGCCGCAGCCGCUCCCCCCCUCCUCCAUGCACCAGGGGGGUCUCACCGGAGACAGCGGCUCUGCCUACGGGCUUGCGUCCAACCGGCACGGCUUCUCCAGCUACUCGGAGAGCUUCAUGAACCCAUCGCCGUCCAGCAACCACAUGAACACAGUCAGCAACGGACUGUCGCCACAGGUGAUGAGUAUUCUGAGUAACCCCAGCGGUGUGCCCCACCAGUCCCAGCACGACUUCUCCAUCUCGCCCCUCCACGGGAGCCUGGACUCCUCCAACGCCAUCUCUGCCAGCUGCAGCCAGCGCUCGGAGUCCCUCAAGGGGGUGGACAGUCUGCCCACAUCGCAGUCCUACUGCCCACCCACCUACAGCACCACCGGCUACAGCGUGGACCCCGUCACCGCCGGAUACCAGUACAGCCAGUACGGACAGACUGCGGUGGACUACUUGGCUAAGAACGUGAGCUUGUCUACGCAGAGGAGGAUGAAGUUGGGGGAUCACUCGGCCGUCCUGGGGCUGCUGCAGGUGGAAACAGGACAAGCCUACUGAACCAGGAGGAGUCCGGCAGCACACCCCUCCAUCCCACCAGCCCCCCCUCUCACACUUCAACACUCAUUCCAACACAGAGCUCUCUCUCUGUGCGCGAGCGAGCGAGCGUCUCGUCUGUGCGUCAAAAACGAAGGCACCCCCCCACGCAGCGACAACUAAGAGACGCAGAGAAUCUACCACCAAAACAUUACUGGAGACCGACAAAGACAGCACAAGAGCUCAUUUUGAAUCUUAAUCUUAACUUGCUGUUUUAUAGUAAUUAUUAUUGUUGUUGUUAUUAAUAUUUUUUUGUUUUUUUUUUAUUCGUAGAUUUUUUUUUUUGGUUGUUGUAAAUGUUAACAGGUAGUUGUUUGAAAGAGAUUGUGUAAAUGGUUUAUUCUGAUUGGAUGGAAGAGACUUCAGAAUACUGUAUCGAUGUAGAGAGACAAUCUCUGCGGUUGCUGUAGGAACCCGUAGAUGAUCAAAUAAAAAAAGGAGAAUCUUACAAGUUAACAUUCCAAAAUAACUCAAACCAACAGGCGUGGGACGUUUAGCUGUGAAAAUAAAACUAAUCGGCCACAGUCAAACACCAUACAGAGUGCUCCUUCUGAAGCGUUCAGAGAAGAGGAAAAUUGAGACAAUAAUAAAAAAAAGGUUCUUCAAUUGAACACUUGUUUUUUUCCCCAUAACAAGACCAAGCUUAGGUUUCCUUUUCCAGAUUGAGUUUGUCAUUUUCGUAAACUCUCUUUGCCUCGACACCUCUAAAGAAGGAGAUGCAGAAAAAUCUAUAUCUGCACGAAGGGACCAUGUGGCUCCAGCUACUGUGAUGCCUGUGGCACAGUAAAACAUCCCAGUAGGACAGGAUUUAUACCACUCCACUGGAGUUAGUGUGUGUGUUUAAAGAGGGGAUUAACUCUGAUGCUGAGAAUUUAAAAGACUCUCUAAGGGUGCUGCUGUCAUAUAUAUAUAUAAAAAUCUAAUAAAAAGAACAGCGUGGUUGCUUUGAAGAACUUGGUUUAGUUGCAGAACCCUGUGUCUCUCUUGGACUUUCCUGUCUUUUAGCAUCAGGGUUGCCUGAGUUUACUGUCUCAGCUCUUUGAUUUCCGGCAGUACGCAUUCACAGAUGUAAAAAGAAACACCUUUUAAUAGCAAAUAUCGAACAUUUUUGUGUAGCACUCCUCCUAGUUAAUCUUGGACACCCUCGAUAUAGUCGCAUAUACAGUUCAUUGUACAGCGGACAUAAACGUGAUUGUGUGUUGUAUGUUUCUGAAGAGCAUAUGUUUUAUACUAAAACAAAGCGUGCAGUGGUAGAUUGAAAGGGAGAUCAAUGAUGUGCUUUUAAUUUACAUUCCUUUAUAAUAUGUUUAUUUUUUUUAAAAACUGCGUUAAUGUGUUAGAAAAAAAAAAAAUUGCAACCUGACAGAUUGUAUCGCUUUUGCUCACUGGAAAAAAAAAUCAUUUAAAAUUAUUAUUAUUAUUUUUUAAAUAAACAAACAAACACCCACCUCAUUCAUCCAUGCAAUAUGGACACAUCUACAAUGGAUAAAGUGACUGAGGACCAUUCCAUUUGAAAGUGUUUUGAGUUUACAUUUUUGCAGUUACUACUGGAAGCAAAGCUCCAUUAUUGUGGUUCGAUAUGCCAAUGUGACAUUCCAGGCACACGUGACCAGGCUGCCUCAGCCUCUUCUAUCCUCAGCUGAAGCUCGGCUGGAGGCAGGACCAAUGACAAUGCCUCUUCACGGCAUGGGAGAGCUGAAGCCUCAGACAUUUUCUCCAGUUUCUCAACAAAAACAAAUCGGUCUUCUUCAGCCAGGAACUUUGCAGGCGCAUGCGUGUGCGCGCGCGCUCGGCUGAGAACUGCGACAGGAGGAUUUGAGGUAUCUUCAGGAUUAACAAGAAAAAAGAUAAACUUUCUCUCCUCCUUCGCCAAAACAGAUCUUUCAAGACUUUGUGUAUUUAAAAAAAAAAAAAAAAAAAAAAAAAAUUCUAGUGUAUAACACCCAUUUCUAACACUUGCAUUUAUCGACGUUGAGAUAUUUAUAGCACUAUAUGACCCCCCCACCCCCCCGUUCUUCCCUGACCUGACCCCCCCCCCAGCCCCCAGCCCCCAGCCCCCAGCCCGAACCCGUUGACUUGCUGUUUUGUUGCACCUGUGUUUUGCUUUAUUACAUUUCUGUUCAGCAUGUGUGUAUAUUAUCAUGGCAUAAUUUAUUCUGCUGUAUGAAGUAUUAGCGUAGUGGGAACUUGUAUCAGCAUUUACUACCUGCAGCCUGUUGGUGUCUUACCUGUAACACUGGCGUAACUGUUAUCCAUUAAAGCUCUAAAAACGAA